GUGCUCCUCUACUCGCUCUUUUCUCUCCUGUUCUCGCAGUAACCAGGGCUCGAAUUGUCCUCGCCUUCCAAUCAUGAUUAUAACAGAGAAGAACCGGAGAGAGAUCUCCAAGUACCUUUUCCAAGAGGGAGUCUGCUAUGCAAAGAAGGAUUUCAAUCUUGCAAAACACCCAGAGAUCGAUGUCCCGAAUCUGCAGGUGAUUAAGCUAAUGCAAAGCUUUAAAUCAAAGGGGUAUGUGCGUGAGACUUUCGCAUGGAUGCACUAUUACUGGUACCUCACGAAUGAUGGAAUUGAGUUUCUGAGAACUUAUCUCAAUCUUCCAUCUGAAAUCGUGCCUGCCACCUUGAAGAAAUCUUCAAAGCCUCCUAGCAGGCCGUUUGGAGGCCCACCUGGUGACCGUCCACGUGGUCCACCUCGAUUUGAGGGAGGUUCAAGGUUUGGUGAUCGUGAUGGGUACCGUGGAGGUCCACGUGGGCCUCCGGGUGAGUUUGGUGGUGACAAAGGAGGAGCCCCCCCUGACUUCCAGCCCUCUUACAGGGGUUCUGGUGGACGCCCUGGCUUUGGUCGUGGCAGUGGAGGUAUUGGUGCAGCUCCCCCUAGUUCAAGUUUUUCGUGAAAUGAUGCUGCUUCUUCAUAUUCUAUAGUUCCUGAGCUUAGUAUUUAGGAAGCAUACAGCAAAGUUGUCAGAUUCCAGUAGUAUUAAGAUAAUGAGCUAUAUAUUCCUUGAGUUUUUUGUUUGACGGGAACUAGAAAAUCAUGUGCCUCAUUCAUGAUUAUAAAUUUUUUUGCUUAUUAAAAGCAUUUUUUAAACUGAUUCCUGGACGA
Corylus avellana is the source of this 825-nucleotide messenger RNA. RefSeq names its product RNA binding Plectin/S10 domain-containing protein. Gene Ontology annotation, molecular function: structural constituent of ribosome; RNA binding. Lineage: Eukaryota; Viridiplantae; Streptophyta; Magnoliopsida; Fagales; Betulaceae. Gene Ontology annotation, cellular component: cytosolic small ribosomal subunit. The record is from RefSeq and is a predicted model, not a curated record.